This is a messenger RNA of Vicia faba (fava bean), 2535 nucleotides long. NCBI's taxonomy places the organism in Eukaryota, Viridiplantae, Streptophyta, Magnoliopsida, Fabales, Fabaceae. The record is from the annotation of a GenBank genome assembly.
AUGGUGUUUGUGUGGUCUCUUGUUUUGUCACUCCACUUUCUUUUUCUUUAUUCACUCUUGUCUUUCACAUUUACUUCAUCUUUUUCUUUAACUCACCCAAACUGUCGUCAAUAUGAAAGCCAUGCCCUGUUGCAAUUCAAGGAAGGCUUUAACAUCAAUAUGACUGCUUCUUAUAAUCCACUCAGUUAUCCUAAGACAGCGUCCUGGAAUGCGAGUACCGAUUGCUGCUCUUGGGAUGGCAUUAAAUGUGAUGAGCACACAAAUCAAGUAGUGCUCAUUGAUCUUAGAAGUAGCCAACUCUAUGGCGAGCUUUCACAACUAAGAUAUCUGAAUCUUUCACAGUCAGUUUUUAUUGGCGAAAUUCCACCACAUGUUUCCCAAUUAUCCAAGUUGUUGCAUCUUGAUGUAGGGUACACUCGCGCAGCAUAUCUUAAAGGUAGUGAUGUCAAUCUGUUGACCCUCAAACAGUCGAGUCUCGAAAGCAUAAUUCACAAUUUAACAAAACUUGAGAUGCUCAUGCUAAAUUAUGUGACAAUUUCAUCCUCUUUACCAGACAAACUCACAAAUCUAACUUCCAUGAAAUCACUUUCUCUUUACAAUUCUGAAUUGUAUGGUGAAUUUCCGGUUGGAAUAUUUCAUCUUCCAAACUUGAAAUUUCUAGAUUUGAGACUUAAUCCAAAUCUCGUUGGUAGGUUGCCCGAGUUUCAGUCUAGUUCACUCACCACAUUAGCACUAGAGGAGACAGGUUUCUAUGGUACAUUGCCAGUAUCCAUUGGAAAACUUAGUUCUUUAAAUAACUUAAUAAUUGAUGGUAGCAAUUUUUAUGGGCAUAUUCCUUCUUCCCUCGGCAACCUCACACAACUCGUGCAAAUAAACCUUCAACAUAACAAAUUUAGUGGUGACCCUUCAGCAUCCCUGACAAAUCUUACUAAACUGAGCAAAUUGUCAGUUGGUUUUAAUGAAUUUAGUUUUGAGACAAUCUCAUGGAUAGAUAAUAGCAAUCUAAAGGGUGAAAUUCCAUCUUGGAUAAUGAAUCUAACAAAUAUUGUUAUCUUGAGCCUAUCCAAAAACGUUUUUCAUGGAAAGCUAGAACUUGACACGUUUUUGAAGCUAAAAAAGCUGACUUAUCUUAAUUUAUCACUCAACAAAUUGUCAUUGUACAACAGCAAAAAUUUAUCCCAUAUGACCAAUUCUCCAAUUCAAGUCUUACAACUAGUUUCAUGCAACUUAGUUGAGAUUCCAAGGUUUAUAAGAGAUCUUAAUGACGUGGUAUAUCUUCUCUUGUCAAACAACAAUAUAACAUCGCUACCUAAUUGGUUAGGGAGAAAAUCAAGUCUACAAAUACUAAGUGUUCCCCACAAUUCAUUGACAGGCAAAAUAUCUCCAUCCAUAUGCAAUCUCAAAUCACUCACCCAUCUUGAAUUAUCGUUCAACAAUUUAAGUGGUAAUGUUCCCUCAUGUAUAAGUAACUUUAGCCAAUAUCUAGAAAUUCUAGCAUUACAGAGGAACAAAUUGUCCGGUCUCAUUCCUCAAACAUAUCUAAGGGGAAAUACCCUUCAGAUGAUUGAUUUCAGCAACAACAAUUUUCUGGGCCAGUUGCCAAGAGCAUUGGUCAACUGUGGAUGGCUAGAGUACUUUGAUAUUAGCCAUAACAAUAUCAACGAUUCUUUUCCAUUCUGGCUGGGAGAUUUACCUGAGUUGAAGGUAUUGGCUUUAAGUAACAAUAAAUUUCAUGGAAACAUUAGUUGCCCUAAAAACAUGAUAUGCACAUUUCCAAAGCUUCACAUCAUUGACCUGUCUCACAAUGAGUUCUCUGGCAAUUUUCCCACAGAAAUGAUCCAGAGUUGGAAAACAAUGAAAACUUCCAACACAAGUCAAUUACAGUACGAGGAAAAUUCAAUAUUCUCUGCAUCCAAUAAUCUAGAAUACUCGGAGACAAGAAAUAUCUCUUAUUCGUUUACAAUGUCAAACAAAGGGAUGAUCAUGGUUUAUGAUAAGCUUCAAGAGUUUUACAGGAUGAUAGCCAUUGAUAUAUCAAGCAACAAAAUAAGUGGAGAGAUACCAAAAGUCAUAGGUGACUGGAAGAAUCUUGUUUUGCUUAACUUGUCAAAUAACAACCUUAUUGGCAGCAUACCAUCUUCUUUAGGGAAGCUUUCAAACCUUGAAGCACUGGACCUUUCUUUCAACGGUCUUUCAGGAAAAAUUCCUCAACAGUUGACACAACUCACCUUUCUGGGGUUCUUUAAUGUGUCUUUCAACAAUCUCACAGGUCCUAUACCACAAAAUCAGCAGUUUUCUACAUUCCAAAGCAAUUCAUUUGAGGGUAACCAAGAUUUGUGUGGAAAUCCAUUGUCAAAGAAGUGUAUAGAUCAGCCAAAUCCUUCUGCCUCUGAUGAUGACCAUGACUCAGAAUCUUUUUUUGAAAUUGAGUGGAAGGUAAGUCUAAUUGGAUAUGUAGGUGGUCUUGUUGCUGGAGUGGCAUUGGGAACCACUUACAGCUUACAAGUACUUGGAUGGCUUAAAAGGUUCUUUUGA